UCUUGUACCCCUAUUGUGCCAUCUCUCUCUCUCUCUCUCUCUCUCUCUCUCAAAGAGAGAUUAUACAUAAACAUAAGCAUGAAUACUAAAGAGAUGGAGGUGACUCUGAUCAAUAAAGAGGUGGUGACAGUGCAGUUGCCAAAGAAUGAGGACCAUUGGCUACCACUCUCUAACCUAGAUUUGUGUAUUUUACAUCCAUUGGAUUUUAGUAUCUUCUUAUGUUACAAGAAGCCCACUUAUAAAGACAAUGGGAACUCUAUGGCCAUGGUUGAGGUUCUCAAAAAGGCCUUGAAAGAAGCGCUAGUGCCCUACUAUUUCCUUGCUGGUGAGAAAGUGCCAGACUCCAUGGGUGAGCAUAAGCUUCACUGCAACAACCGUGGGGUUGACUUCACGGAAGCUUUUGCAAAUAUAGAACUUCAAAAACUCAAUUUGAAUGAACCUGAUGAGACCAUUGGCUGCAAACUUGUACCCAAGAAGAAGAAUGGCGUGCUGGCUAUCCAGGCAACUGGGUUCAAAUGUGGUGGUCUUGUGCUGGCAUGCACAUUUGACCAUCAAAUAGUAGAUGCAUACUCGGCAGGCAUGUUUCUUGUUUCAUGGGCUGAGAUUGCUCGAUCUAAACCCUUCUCUUCACUACCAACUUUCAACUGCGCGAUGCUCAAUCCUCGACAUCCCGUUUACUUUGAUCCUUCCCUUCACAACUUGUAUGUCCCCAUCACCAUGUUCAACCCUUCCAAUGAUCCAGAACCCAGUGCCAACCAUUUCGAAAACCGCAUAUGCUUAGUAAAGGCAGACAUAAUUAACCAACUCCAAUCACAAGCCAGCACCAAGGAAAGCAAAAGGACUAAACUAGAGUCUUUCAGUGCACUUUUGUGGAAAAUUAGUGCCAAAAGCGCUAAAAACAAAGGGGUAUCAAAAUUGGGCAUUGUUGUUGAUGGCAGGACAAUGCUUAGCUUUGGAGACAAAGAGAAAACAUCACUAAUGUCUUCUUACUUUGGAAAUGUGUUGUCUAUUCCCUAUGAUUCUAAGAAAAUUGAUGAGCUUAUUGAAAAGCCAUUGAGUUGGGUGGCUAAUGAAGUUCAUGGAUUUUUGGAAGGUGCAAAGACUAAAGAACAUUUCUUGGAUUUGAUAGAUUGGGUGGAGGCUCAUCGUCCAGUGCAAAGUUUGGCAAAGGUAUAUAGUAGUGGCAACAAAGAAGGACCAGCUUUGGUGGUUUCAUCAGGACAACAUUUUCCAAUAUCAAAGGUGGAUUUUGGGUGGGGAAAGAGUGCAUUUGGGUCAUUCUAUUUUCCAUGGGGUGGGAAUGUUGGGUAUGUGAUGCCAAUACCAAGUCCAUCUGGUAAUGGUGAUUGGGUGGUGUACAUGCACAUGUUGAAAAGGGAAUUAGAGUUGAUAGAGUGUGAGGCUGCACUUGUGUUUAAGCCUUGCACUUCAUAUUGUCUUAAUUAACAUUGAUGAUUGCCUCCAAUUAUGCAAUCACAGUACAUAUCUAGUCGGCUAAUCCUAUAGUUAGCCAGUUUCUCUGCAUUUUUAUGAGCCAAAAAUAAACUGCUUUAUUUCGAAUGUGUGGAGUGAGGCAAAUCAUUAGUGUGAUUAUUAGUGAAACUAGUAAUUAUCCAUUCAUGUGUACAAGAUUGGCUGAAGACAGUUUCAGAUUCUCUAAAGUUUGUAAAAUAACUUCACUAUGAAGGUUCUAAAGUUCUAUCCAUAUAAUUUGAAAUGACUUGAUUGGAUUU
This is a messenger RNA of Quercus lobata, 1733 nucleotides long. RefSeq names its product shikimate O-hydroxycinnamoyltransferase-like. Gene Ontology annotation, molecular function: acyltransferase activity, transferring groups other than amino-acyl groups. The record is from RefSeq and is a predicted model, not a curated record. The coding region runs from base 79 to 1446 and encodes 455 amino acids. Lineage: Eukaryota; Viridiplantae; Streptophyta; Magnoliopsida; Fagales; Fagaceae. The transcript has 2 exons.